AUGAACGUCCUAACGCGAAAUUUCGCACAAAAUCUGUUGAAAUACAAUGGUGCCGGUCUUAUACAGGCGGCGGCAAGGAGCUUCAGUACACCGGCGUUAGAAGGGAAAGAAAUAGAGAAACUAGUGAACAACAACAAAGUGGUGAUUUUCAUGAAAGGCAACCCGGAUGCACCGAGAUGCGGAUUCAGCAAUGCAGUGGUACAGAUUUUGCGGAUGCAUUCGGUUAAAUACGACAGUCAUGACGUGCUGCAAAAUGAAGCGCUCCGGCAAGGCAUCAAGGACUUUUCGAACUGGCCCACUAUUCCGCAAGUUUUCAUCAACGGAGAGUUCGUGGGCGGAUGCGACAUCCUGCUGCAAAUGCACCAGAACGGCGAGCUAAUCGACGAGUUGAAAAAGGCUGGCAUAGAGAGUGCUUUGGCGAAGGAGGCCGAGAAGUAG
Anopheles marshallii is the source of this 438-nucleotide messenger RNA. RefSeq names its product glutaredoxin-related protein 5, mitochondrial (gene Grx5). Bases 1 to 438 code for a protein of 145 amino acids. NCBI's taxonomy places the organism in Eukaryota, Metazoa, Arthropoda, Insecta, Diptera, Culicidae. The transcript has 2 exons. The record is from RefSeq and is a predicted model, not a curated record.